AUGUCGAGCAAGUGUGCCGACUGUGACUGCUCUGACAGCAGCAAGUGCACGAAGAAAGGAAACAACUAUGACUUGGUCAUAGUUGAGACUGAGAACCGCUCCAUGGACACUGUGAUCAUGGAUUCCCCAGCAGCUGAGAACGAUGGAAAGUGCAACUGCAGCCCAAGCUGCUCCUGUGUGGACUGCAAAUGUGGUCGUUAA
Molecule: messenger RNA, 201 nt
Organism: Prunus armeniaca (apricot)
Lineage: Eukaryota; Viridiplantae; Streptophyta; Magnoliopsida; Rosales; Rosaceae
Source: the annotation of a GenBank genome assembly